This is a messenger RNA of Trematomus bernacchii (emerald rockcod), 2527 nucleotides long. RefSeq names its product glucuronokinase with putative uridyl pyrophosphorylase (gene gkup). Gene Ontology annotation, biological process: biosynthetic process. Gene Ontology annotation, molecular function: glucuronokinase activity; ATP binding. Lineage: Eukaryota; Metazoa; Chordata; Actinopteri; Perciformes; Nototheniidae. The transcript is spliced from 23 exons. Bases 94 to 1953 code for a protein of 619 amino acids. The record is from RefSeq and is a predicted model, not a curated record.
UUAAGCUGUUGGAGAUACCGAAGAUAUUUUCAACCACUGGACUCUAUUCUUAUUGACUUAAAAGCAACAUAACGACACAGUGAAGUUUCACCAAUGAUCUGUAUACUGCUGGUAGCGGGCCACGGCACCGUCUUAGAGGCUCAAAUUAAGAAUGAUGAAACAGGCUUAUACAGCCACCUGACUGGAGUACCAAAGGCUUUACUUCCUGGCGUGGGAGGAAGGAAGAUCCUCGACUUUUGGUGGGAAACCGUCAACAUGCGACAGCUUUUCACAGAAGUGUAUUUGGUGACUAAUGCGGACAAGUAUAAGUACUAUGAGCGCUGGGCCACAGCUAACGACUUCCCGGUUGAAAACAUUGUGAAUGACGGCAGCACGACGUUGGAGGACCGCCUCGGAGCCGUGGCUGAUCUGGAGCUGGUCAUCCGCAGCCGAAAGCUGGAGGACGACAUCAUGGUGAUUGCAGGAGACAUGCUGUGUGCAGACCAGAACUUUGACAUUGCUCAAGUGAUCCGCUUCUUCAGGUCAGAGCCUGGAGAGUUAAUCAUAUACUACGAGUUGGAGGAAAGUGAGAAAAGCAGCUCCAGAGGCAUAGUGGAGGUUUGCCCCGACACCCACAGGGUAACACGCUUCUUGGAGAAACCUCAGGAUGGGCUCACAGCGUCCCGGCUGGCCAGCGUUGUGUUUUACUGUCUCCAGAGAGACACACUGUCCCACCUGUCCGACUUCCUGCGCCUGCAGCCUCAGGCAUCCUUCGGACGAUUCUGGGAGUGGCUCGUCAAUGAGAAGCAACUGGAUGUGUUUGGGAUGAAGCUUCCUACUGGCUUCCAGCUCAUUGGACAAGUGGGCCUGUCAGACUACACCAAGUGGCUCACCCACUACUCCACCAAGCAACAAGACAACCCUGCUAAACCAAUCACAUACAGAUCCUUUGCCCGGGUUGGAUUGAUGGGGAACCCCUCGGAUGGCUUCAACGGGAAAACCAUCGCCAUGUCCAUCUCUAACUUCUGGGCCGAGGUCACUCUUGUGGAGAGCCAGACUUUGGUGUUAGUCCCUCAUCCCCUCAACGACCCCACAGAGUUUGGAAGCUUGCAAGAUUUGUUCUGCAUCAGCAGGAAGGAAGGGUACCUGGGAGGUCUGCGGCUGCUGCAGGCUACCUGCAAGAAGUUCUACCAGUUCUGCUCCAAACAAGGUAUUGCUUUGACAAAGCAGAACUUCACACUGAAGUAUGACACCAACAUUCCUCGGCAAGUGGGCCUCGCUGGAAGCAGUGCCAUCGUCUCAGCUACUCUGAAGUGUCUCAUGAAGUUCUACAAUAUCACCGACAAUGAUCUCCCAAAGCCGAUCCGAGCCAACUUCAUCCUCAACGUGGAGACUGAUGAGCUCUUCAUCACUGCGGGCCUGCAGGACAGAGUUGUUCAGGUGUAUGAAGGCUUAGUCUACAUGGAUUUCAGCAAGAAUCUCAUGGCAGAGCAGGGCUACGGGAACUAUGUUUCUAUGGACAUGAGUGGGCUCCCACACUUUUGGCUGGCUUACCUGAGCGACCCCAGCGACUCUGGACGCAUCCACAGCAACAUCAGACAGCGCUGGCUCAGUGGGGAGCCUCUGGUUGUCGAGGCCAUGAAGAGUUUUGCUGAGCUCACCGAUCAAGCAAGGAUGGCUCUACAGGACAGAGACUGGAGGCGCCUGGCUCAACUGAUGGACCAGAACUUUGAGCUGCGGAGGUCUGUGUACACUGAUGACUGUCUGGGUCCGGGGAACCUGAAGAUGGUUCAGCUGGCGAGGCAGUUUGGAUCGGCGGUGAAGUUACCCGGCAGUGGGGGAGCCGUGGUGGGUCUGUGUCUGGAUGAAGAGAAACUGGUGGAAAUGAGGCAAGCUUUCCAGGAGGCAGGCUGUGUCUUCUGUGUCAUCGCUCCAUACAACCCAUCUGCCAGCACUGUGGGCGGCCAACACUAGCCUCACAUCUCCCCACGACUCAGUCAGGGCUACCCGAGGCCAGCUCAUGGCCAUCGGCUGGAUAUGGCAGAGUGCAACCCUCAGUGAGGCCCAAUAUCAUUUCAUAGCCCUUAUUACUAAAACAGACAGCGGAGAUCAUGAUUGUUUUAUGAUCAAAUGUGUAAAUGUCCCCUCUGUGGGAUGAAUAAAGGUAUUCUGAUACAUGAAAAUAUAAGAAAGCCAUUGUUAAAAAAGGAAAAUCAGGGUUGCCAUUAGGUGAUUAAAUCUUUGGGGAUACUGUGUGUAAUUAUUAAUCAGAUUGAUCAAAUGGUGCUUUAUCAUCCAUCAGGAUUUGCGUCACUUGAUCUCUGGACAAAAGAGAGUCUGCAUAUUUUACAUUUUUAUUUCAGAUUAUAUGACAAUGAUGAUCACAUGGAAAUGUAAGGUUCUGCACGAGAAUGACCUUGAGUCAAAUAUAUCAAUCGCAGUAAUGUGAAAAUUAUGUAAUUAUUUUUCUACAUGUGAUAUUUUAUAGAUAUUAUCUUUGUAUAAUUAAUGUAAUUUUUUUACACAAAUUAAAAGCAACUGUAUCGUU